Molecule: messenger RNA, 2754 nt
Organism: Diversispora eburnea
Lineage: Eukaryota; Fungi; Glomeromycota; Glomeromycetes; Diversisporales; Diversisporaceae
Source: the annotation of a GenBank genome assembly
AUGAUACGAUCAAGUUUAAAUUUGAUGGUUUUGAUAAUAGCGUGGAUAAAAAUUUUUUCUCUGACGUCUUCGGUAUUUGGUCUUGGAAUUUUUACACAUAAUGAAACAAAUUCAUUCCCCGCACCACGACGGAUAUGGCAACACGGGGAAUAUAUCGAUGGGACAGUGGUUCUUCGAAUGAUUAGUGGUGAUCUUAAUAAAACUUCUACUACUGGAACGUGGACAAGACCACUGUUAUCUUUACGCAUUAUUCAUCCCAAUGGAACAGUCAAUGAAAUAGACAAAGACCUAGGGAUUCAAGAUUUUAACUGGCUCAUUUUUGAAAUUCCUGGUGUUGAUGCUAACCAGGACCCUAUAAGUGUAGAUGCGCUUCAUAGGGGCUACUUAAUUGUUAGAUACUUUAAAGCUUCAAAUACGACCGAUUUUACAACUUAUGAAGAAUGUGGACGUAUUAUUGAUUGGUAUGGUAAUUUAUAUAGGAAUGAUAUAUGGUACACAUCAAAUACGGCGAUAAUAACUAACGUUGAUCCAUCAAAAGGUUUUAUAAGGACAGCUGCGGAGAAUGCAACUUAUGUCGAGUGGCAACAAUAUAUGAUAGAUGAUUCAUUCAAUCUUAUAAAGUUAUCGGAAGGAAAUAUUACACUUCCCAUGGAAGAUGGAGCUUUUGCAAUAUUCAAUACCGUAGCUACUGUUGACGAGGGUUAUAGCAUAAUUAUGGGAAAUUCCACCUCCAAAUCUGCUAAUCCCGACGAUCCUUUGGAAAUUCAAGCCGCGGUGUAUGAUUUAAAAAUAGGAUAUAAUGAAACACAAUUUAGUGCACCAAAAUUGCUUUAUCAAUCACACUUACCUAAUAUUACAAUAUAUCAAAUGUUUUGUAGUAUUUCUAGUACUGGGGUUGGACAAGUUUGUUUACUUGACGUCAGACAGUCCAUCACACAGAACAAUGACACACAGAGCAAUGUCACUAGUACCAGUUACAAUGAUUAUUAUGUGAAACUUGAUUUCUUAAUAUCUGGCUCUGUAACAAAAAUCACUUCAUUACACAUCUUACCCGAAUUACCCUCAAAUACUACUACAGGAUGGCAAGUAAAAAGUAUUCCUUUUGGUGGUUAUUUAUUCUAUGGUUAUUUUCUAGAUGCAAAAUCCAGGACCUAUUCUUAUGGAUAUUAUUAUAACGAAAUCGAAAAUAAAUUUUAUGUUUGGGAUUUUUCUGAACCAACAGUUUUAAAUUUACGAGGAGUUUUGUUAAUUCUGCCUAAUAAUACUUUGUUAGUGUCACAAAGAGAAAAUAAUGAUACGUGGAGUUUUCUUACCACUGAUAUUCCUAACUACUCAGGAUUUUCGGAUAAUGGUUAUUCAAAUGCUCUAAUAAAUUCUACAAGUCCAAAAAUAAAUGCGAUUAUUUCUAAUCCUUCAAAAUUUAUGGAUACUGGUUCUAUUACAAUCUCAUAUUAUGAACCAGUAGAACUUUCUGAUGGGUAUAUUUGGAUCUAUCGAAUUGAUAACAACGUUACUCGACAAUUUGUUGUUGGCAACAAUGAUAAAUUUUGUUCCAUCUCUGAUAAUGGAUUAACUGUAAUUGUAAAAGUUAUCGAAAGUACCUUUAGUUAUCCUAAUAGUCAAUAUUAUGUUAAAGUUGAUAAUAACUUUGUAAGAAGCAAAAAAUACGGUGAACCUUUAAUGGGUAUAGAUGAUAAUAUUUGGAAAUUCAAUACAUAUUCAAGUGAAGAAACUUUUGCAAGUACAGCAUCUGGAAUUAUGCGUUUAACAGAAGAAGGCACCAACCAUUACUAUCUUCUUACUUCAUCUGAAAAAUCUGAUUUUUUUUCAAAUCUAAUAAUUGAAUUAUCUAAAAUUCUUUCUAUUGAUUAUAAACGACUAAGUUCAAAUGAGAAAUUCCAAGUUGACAAUACUAUUAAACCUAAUACUCAAAUAUUAAUUAAUCUUAGAAUUCAAUCAUCCAGAACUGAAAGAAGUGUAAAAUUUAUUAUAGAAGAUUUACAUAAUAUGAUUAAACAUAAAAGUAUAACUGCCAUUAGUUUAUUCCCUAACACGAAUUAUUUAGAUGAAGCGUAUGGAUUCAAACAACAACAAAACUUAUGGAAUGAAUACUGGAUAAGAUUUAUGGGUGUUAUUUUAUCAUUUGGAGUUUUAAUAUGUCUUUUCGCAUUAGCAUGGAAAAAAGAUAUAAAAAAAGAGGGUCGUAACGUGGCUAUUUUACAACUUGGAAUAAUUAUUUUUGAUUUUGUAAUGGAUACCCUUUUCGUCACUUACAAUAGUACUAUUGUUAAAGAAUUAUAUAUUCCAAGUUGGGCAUUUUAUAUUAUCUCUGAAGAAAGCAAAUCUGAAAAAUUCAUGCAAUGGUCCAUUCGAUAUGGAAGAGUGGUAUCAAUAUUUACAGUUUUAUCAGGUGCUGACAUUGAAGCAUUAAGUAUUAUCUAUUCAACUCUGGCCGGGUUUGAAAUUCUCAAUGCUCCGUUUUCAAAUAAAGGAAAAAGUAGAAUCUUUUGGUGUUCUUGGUUAAACAUUUUUCUUGAAGAUAUACCGCAAGUGAUUAUUCAGAUAUUAUACUUUAGAAAUGUGGUUUCAUAUGAUAUAAUUCCUAUUCUUACCCUCACCUCUCAAUGUCUUAACUUAUUAAUAAAUGUUAUUGGCAGAUUAUUUCAAACAAUUAAUUUUUAUCGACAUGGACUUCAGAUAUUUGAAAGGACAAAUGAAAGGACAAAUGAAAAGAUAGAGACAUCGAAACCGUAA